ACGGAGAAGGGAAAGGAGAGAUAGGUGGAGCGAGAAGAAACCCGAUUGGUCUUGUUCCAGGAGGAUACGUCGCGUAGCCAUAGAGACUCCCGAGCUCAAACGACUUUGGAGCACACGGGAAGGGGUUCUGAUAACCGCGGCUAGAAAAGAAAUCGAAUUAGGAGCGGAUCGAAAAAUCAUUUCGCUCUUUCUGCGAACAAUCUCGAUAUUUUGAACGACUUUGAUCGAACUUGUGAAUUUCAUUGAAUUCGCGAUCGAGUCUCGCGGUCGUAGAAGUCUUAAAAUUUUCCUCGAGGGUCGAGGCGCUUGAUGCGAGCGGAGUCGGUAGUCCCUUUCCCCUCGUAUCUCGUGGCAUCGACGGUGGGCACGAUCGCGAAGCAACAAGUGUUACCAGCUCUUCGGCGUCGCCCCGCCCCCAACUAGCAGCCGCUGCGUCGGAGCGAUCGGUGGAAACUGCCCUGAGGCGAUGCAACCACCUCACUCGAGCGCCGAUCGCGCGAGCAACUAGAAAUCCUCGGCACCGGCCUCUCGCGCGCGAGCCUUUAGACUUUGCUGGAAAACGAGGUGUUUUCGUGCGGCCAAGAUAAGAACGUCGCGUGCGCAAGCUUCGUACAGUGAUUAACGUUUCCUCUACCGAUACCGAUCUCGCUUUCCGAACGGGUUCUCAGUGAGUACUUCGAAAGAGUCGUCGCUCAGAAGCAUCGAGGAGGAAAAUCGGUGGUAAACGACGGUGGUGAUCGGAGGGGUGAACCGCAAACUUUCGAGGUGAGAAAGAAAUCCGUUUAUUCGCCUGUUCUGGAACGUCGGUGGUGGCAUCGAGAGCGUCCGAUAGUGGAAACGAAGGAAAACAGAGCAAAACGGGUCGAUGCACAAAGAGGAGCGCAGAUUAGAACUGCCGUAGCGGUUGAGUCACGAAGAAAAAAGAAGAAGUCCGAAGAUAGAGACCGAGACCUCAACGCGUUGCCGACGGAUCAACAUGCAUUUCCCGCUGCUCGUAAUCGAGUGCAAAAUUAAUUAAACGUGACAAACGUGCGCGUCGAUAACGGAGAAUCGCGGGGAACGCGAGAAAAGAAGGCGAGAGAAAGUAAGUCGCGCGGAGACGCGGCCCGCGGUUCGAGCGGAUCCGCACCGAAACGGAAAUGACGUGCUAUCACGAUAAAAUGGUCAUUCCAAUUAGUCGAUGAACUCGGUAAAGCGUGCGUCCUCCGAACGCCCGAUAAAUCCUUCGAUUCCCCUACUGUUCCCGGGAUUUUCCUCGUGACCGGAGCUAAACGAAACGAUGAACGACGUCAUGGGGGAAGCAUCCGCUUCGAUUUCGAGCAACGACGGUACCUGUGGCGCUGGAGCGAGUAACGCUAUCAAUAAUAAUAAUAAUAACGGUAACAACGGCAAGGCGAUAGGCGUGAACGGAGGCGAGAGGAUCAGCGCGGCGGUCACCAAGGCUCUUCGGGGAUACGACUGGACCGUGGUACCUGUUGCUACCAAGGGUUCCGGCGACAAAAGAGCGGCGCACGUUAAAAGGCCGAUGAACGCGUUUAUGGUGUGGGCUCAGGCUGCCCGACGGAUAUUGGCCGAACAGCAUCCUCAACUCCACAACGCCGAGCUGUCCAAGACUUUGGGGAAAAUAUGGCGAUUGUUGUCGGACAGCGACAAGAAACCGUUCAUCGAGGAGGCGGACCGUCUUCGCGUAAUCCACAAGCGAGAGCAUCCGGACUACAAGUAUCAGCCCCGACGGCGAAAGCAGAACGGCCCGGCGGGCAGAGAUACUUCGCCCUCGAGGAACCAGAGCAGCGCCAACUUCGUGUCCAGGUCCCUUAAGCAGGAGGACGCCAGCCCGAGGGGUGCGCAAGGGCCGAACUCGCCGCAAAGCGGGAUCAGCUUGUCUCCUCCGACCACUCCGAAUCACGGACUCUCUCCGCCGACUCCUCCCACGACUCCCCGUGGUCAGCGCUACGCGAAUCAGGCCAAUCAUCAACCGCAGCAGAGCAACGGCGUGUAUCCGCAGCAACAACAUCAGCAGCAGGACCUCGCGAUUGGGUCUUGCGGGUCUCCGCAUCAGCAGCAACAGCAUCAACAACCCAACGUCGAUUUUCGGUAUAUCGAGGUUAAUGAGACCCUGCCGAUUGAAGAGGGUCAAUUGAACGGUCUUGGGUCCUUGGGAGGGGUUGGAAUGAAUAUUCCUUUGACUCUUCAGGAGUGUGAAGUUGAGAGCAACGAGCUGGACCAGUAUCUAAGACCUCAGGUGGCUUCCAUGCACGUGCCGCCCUCCACUGGCGCUUCACAGUGGAUAUUCAACAGAUACGACGAGGAGAUCGAGAGGCCAACGAAACGACAUUGUUCCGAGCAGAUCGCGGAGGCAUCAUGGGAAGACAGGCCAGCCCAGGAGAUAGUUCGCUACCACGAACUGCAGCCACCUCUUCCCUCCAUGCAGUACAUCUCCUCGUCCCACAAUCCGCACUACUCGCACGCGACCACGCAGAUGAGCCAUCCUCACGUGUCCCCGUCGUACGCGCAGUACCAACGUUACGUACCUGGCAUCGAAAGCUGGCCUCACUACAUGUAGAACCAGGGUUCUGCUCCGUAAUCGCUGCCGGCCGAGAUCAAACGGUAUCGAGUCUCGAUCGAUGCAUCGAGAACGGAGCGAUAUGUUCCGCUCGCGAUCUUACUCCAUGACAUCAUUCCAUGACAGCUGGCCAUUCCGAGGCGCAGAAUUUCAAGCUAAACAAACCGAGGCACCAUGUCCAACGUGUAACGCGCGUAUAAAUGCAAUUAUAAACUGACCAGUUCGUCGCGCCUCUUCAAAUCUCGCGAGAGUCUUCCUGCUGGGAGAAAUGUUUUCUCGGAGAUCGUGAUCUAUAUUUUACUUCUUUAUUAUCGUUACUAUAUCAUUAUCAUUACCAUUAUUAUUACUAGUACUAUUAACAUUCAAGGCGCGUCGGAGCACCAGCGUACAAGCGACGCUCGUGCUUUUGUACUUAUUGUUAGAUAUUUAUUGCGCCUGUAAAAAUUGCCGUAGGCGUUCAGACGGCUAUGUAUACUAAGUUUGUAGGAAUAAACGAAGCGUUACUAAAGAAA
Messenger RNA from Megachile rotundata (alfalfa leafcutting bee), 3075 nucleotides. RefSeq names its product transcription factor Sox-9-B. Lineage: Eukaryota; Metazoa; Arthropoda; Insecta; Hymenoptera; Megachilidae. Gene Ontology annotation, cellular component: nucleus. Gene Ontology annotation, molecular function: DNA-binding transcription factor activity, RNA polymerase II-specific; RNA polymerase II cis-regulatory region sequence-specific DNA binding. Gene Ontology annotation, biological process: regulation of transcription by RNA polymerase II. The record is from RefSeq and is a predicted model, not a curated record.